This is a messenger RNA of Gossypium arboreum, 2568 nucleotides long. RefSeq names its product pentatricopeptide repeat-containing protein At2g06000. The coding region runs from base 1 to 1575 and encodes 524 amino acids. The transcript has 2 exons. Gene Ontology annotation, molecular function: protein binding. NCBI's taxonomy places the organism in Eukaryota, Viridiplantae, Streptophyta, Magnoliopsida, Malvales, Malvaceae. The record is from RefSeq and is a predicted model, not a curated record.
AUGACCCUUUUUUCAUUGACAAAUCGUGUCUCAAGGGUUCUUUCAGCCUCUACGGUCUUCAUCCGUCAUCGUCGCAUCCAAUUUCACGGUGGGUCUCAUCCACAAGGCAAUAAAGAGCCUAAGGCAAUCCAAAAGCAAGAAUCUUGGUUCGUUAAGGUUGUAUGCACUCUCUUUGUUUACUCACAACCAUUGGAUGAUGCCUGUUUGAGUUACUUGAACAACAAUUUAACACCUUUAAUUGAAUUCGAAGUUGUUAAAUGGUUAAAAAACCCAACAUUUGGGUUGAAGGUUUUGGAGUUAAGUAGGUUAAAUCUUAAUAUAAAUCAUUCUUUUUGGACUUAUAAUUUGCUUAUUAGGUCAUUUUGUUGUAUGGGUUUAUAUGGUUCUGCUAGAUUAGUUUUUGAUUAUAUGAAGAUUGAUGGGCAUCUACCUGAUAGUACUUUGUUAGGGUUUAUGAUUUCAUCAUUUGGGAGAGCUGGUGAGUUUGGCAUGGCAAGGAAAUUGCUUGCUGAGGCUCAAUCUGAUGAUGUAAUGGUCACCAUUUUUGCAGUGAACAACUUGUUGAAUAUGAUGGUUAAGCAAAAUAAUCUAGAAGAGGCAGUUAGUUUGUAUAAGGAGAAUUUAGGGUCAAACUUUAACCCCGAUACUUGGACGUUCAAUAUUCUAAUUCGAGGCCUUUGCAGAGUUGGGAAAGUGGAUCAGGCUUUCGAGUUUUUUAAUGAUAUGAGGAGUUUUGGUUGUUUUCCUGAUAUCGUUACGUAUAACACCAUUAUUAAUGGGUUGUGUAGGGAAUAUGAGGUAGAUAGAGGUCAUAGUUUAUUGAAUGAAAUUCGAUUGAGAGAUGAUUGUGCACCGAAUGUUGUGACUUAUACAUCGGUUAUAUCUGGUUAUUGUAAGUUGAGGAAGAUGGAGGAGGCAUCUGCUCUUUUUGAUGAGAUGAUGAGCUCCGGAACUUUGCCUAGUGUUGUUACUUUUAAUGUUUUGAUUGAUGGCUUUGGCAAAGUUGGUGAUAUGCUUUCCGCUAAAUCGUUGUAUGAGAAGAUGGCUUCUUUUGGUUGCAUUCCUGAUGUUGUUACCUUCACUUCGUUGAUUAAUGGAUACUGUCAAAUUGGAGAUGUGAACCGGAGCUUGCAGCUUUGGGAUGCAAUGAAAGUGAAGAAUGUAUCUCCGAAUGUUUAUACCUUUGCAAUUACUAUUAAUGCGUUAUGCAAGGAAAAUAGAUUACGUGAGGCUUUUCGACUUUUGAGGGAGUUGCAAUGUAGGAAUAUUGUUCCAAAACCAUUUAUCUUCAACCCUGUGAUUGAUGGGUUCUGCAAGGCUGGAAAUUUGGAUGAGGCCAAUCGAAUAGUAGCAGAGAUGGAGAAGAAAAAAUGCGAUCCUGAUAAAGUGACAUUUACUAUUCUCAUUAUCGGGCAUUGUAUGAAAGGAAGAAUGCUGAAAGCAAUUAGCAUUUUCGAUAAAAUGUUAUCAGUCGGUUGUACUCCAGAUGAUAUUACGGUACGUUCAUUGAUUUCUUGCCUUUUGAAAGCCGGGAUGCCUAAGGAAGCUUAUCUCAUUUCUACAAUAACAUCAUGAAGAUGGCUAGUUCAUCCAUGAUAACAAUGCUCUCUCGAGCAUAAAUAGGGACGUGGUUGUAGUGUGCUUAAGAAAAAAGAUCCUGAUGAUUAAACUUGGUGUCAUUCCAAAAUACCGAGAAGGCUCAUCAUCAUGCAUCAACAUCAAGUAUCUGAUUAAGCACAUCCAGCUUGAAGCACAAAUGGUGUUGCAUUCGAUAAGAUAGCAGAUAAGCAGUUUUCGAUAUAUCGGUUGGAACCAUAAUGGUACGUUGUCGUUGCUUCUUACAUUAUAUAAGAGGGUGGUAGAUAGGAGAUUAAAAGCUACACCUUAAAUCGGAAUUUGGUAGGGGAACAACACCAAUGAAUGUUUAGCUUCAAAUGCUGGAUGAUGCUAUAGAAGGCUUGCAUGAUGUACCGUGGAGGUCAGCCAUUUAUCCUCGCAGUUCAGUACCUCGCCGUUCCAUGUCCGAUAAAAUCUCCAACACAAUAAUAUAAAAUUGAAGCAAUUCCAUGUUUAGGGUAAGGGAAAAGGGUAGAUCAACUUCCUUCUGUUAGAUUUCAUUUUUCCUUCUUUGUAGCUAUUUGAUAUUGUUUUCUGCCAUUUUCAGCCUCUUUCAGGAUACAUGCUACAUGCAACGUUCAGUCUGUACAGAUUGUCAGAAAAUUUUCAAAAAUUAAUGAAAUUUCUGCCUUUCCAUCAAGAAAGCUAGUAUUGUUGAUGCAAUUUCCUCAACACUGUGUUUUUGUGGAGAUUUGAUGAAUAAAACCAUAUAAAUUGAUGGAUUUUGUAUUACACAAACACAAGAAGCAUUUCAAAGAUAAGAUUUACAUUAAUGUCUUUGUUGUGUACAACAGAUUAUGUCUUUGAAAUUAUUGUAUAUUAAACGAAGCACCUUCAACAUGUACCAUGACAUUGACCCCUUGCAUUUUUAGACCAUGGUUUAAAACACAAAGGAAUGACAGAAUUCAAGACGGUCUCUCAAGAUCAAGCAACAACAGGGUAUGAUGCGCA